Molecule: messenger RNA, 534 nt
Organism: Melopsittacus undulatus (budgerigar)
Lineage: Eukaryota; Metazoa; Chordata; Aves; Psittaciformes; Psittaculidae
Gene: CFAP90
Product: cilia and flagella associated protein 90
Exons: 3
Coding region: 1-489 (162 amino acids)
Source: RefSeq, a predicted model, not a curated record
AUGGUGUCUGCUGCCCCAGAGGAGGCCGCGGCAGGCCACGGCCCAGGAGGGUCGGGAGGUGCCGAGGGGACGUUCGGUUUUGCGGCAGGAAGGAAAAGACAGCCUCCUCUCUCCGCCCAGUCCGCCUUUAGCUUCAUCCCGACCAGUCGGGAAGGUCCUCCGGAGCUCAGCUACUUCAACAGGAAAGCCAAGACAGGAGAUAUUUCCACUUAUGAUGCCAUUUUUAAAAGACAAGAGGGUUACAACGAACAUCUUCACCGAAGUGACCGACAACAUGCAAAGAGUCGUGGUCUUAACAUUAUUGAGGAGGAAAUGGCAAGACCUGUCGCUGUUUUGUCAUCUUCAGAGUAUGGGAAGCGCAUAAACAAGCCCUUAGAGCAGCCAGUUAAAACUCAUGCAAGGAUUAAUCACGUGAAGGCAGAUUUCUACAGGAGAAAUGGCAUCAUCUGCUUAACGGAAAGACCUUGUCCAAGCCUGGAUCCAUGCUAAAUCUCUCAUAUCUGUCAUUGCCAGCAACAUUUAUGUGGGAAAAAA